Hemiscyllium ocellatum (epaulette shark) is the source of this 3045-nucleotide messenger RNA. It is a transcript of the gene txndc11, whose product is annotated as thioredoxin domain containing 11. The record is from RefSeq and is a predicted model, not a curated record. The transcript is spliced from 12 exons. Lineage: Eukaryota; Metazoa; Chordata; Chondrichthyes; Orectolobiformes; Hemiscylliidae. Bases 177 to 2894 code for a protein of 905 amino acids.
GGCGCCGCCGUGACCCCGGGUUACCGAGCGGAAGUCUCGGCGAGUACGUGGCGGAGCGGGGUUCGCCCGGCGGCGGAGAGCCGAGGCCUGGGCCUGGGCGGAGAGGCCUUUACCCCCACCCCCCUUCACACCUCCCUCUCACAGCCCGGUAUAAAGAGCGGGGCCGGCGGCCAGGGAUGAUCAGGUUACAGCGGCACUGGCUGUGGAUCAGUCACACGGUGCGGCAGAUGGCCAGGAGGCCCGAGUAUGUGUGCGGGGCGGUAGCUGUCAUCUGUACCUUGUUCAGCCUCAGGCUGGCGCUCAGUCGAGCCAAAGAUGUGGUCAAAAUGCCCCCACCUCCUGUUCGGUUUUUCUCCCCCAACUCUCCUGUUAUUGACCUGUACAUGGGGCAACUGGAUCAAGUGGAAAGAUAUUGUCACAUAUCUGAAGUCUACGUUAUUCUGUUUUAUGCUCCUUGGUGUGGCGAAUCCAUUUCUGUCAGGGGAGAAAUUGAUCAGGUAGCAAUGAAGCUUCGAGAUCAGGUGCUGUUCAUUGCUGUAAACUGCUGGUGGCACCAGGGGAAGUGCAGGAAGCAAAUGAAUCUCUUUUAUUAUCCUGUAAUCCAUUUAUAUCAGAGAAGGUUUGGCCCUAUCGAAUACAAAGGCCCUCUUACAUCUCCUUACAUUCAUGAUUUCAUUCGACGAGUAAUGAGUCCACUGCAAUACAUCGCAACUCAUUCUAUCUUGCUGAAUUUCCUUUCACAUUAUGAGAAUGCUUUGCAGCCGAUUGGUGACAUCCUUGACCCGACCACCACUUGGGAGGCAACAUACCAUCCAGGAGUCUCAUUUUCAGCCGCAGAAUUGCCUAUCUACAUCCCUUGCAAUAGAAUUCCCUAUUAUCAAGGAACCAUUCGUUUUGGUGUGAUAACCAGCAAACAGGUGGCAGAAAGGAUAUCUGUAACCAGUCCUGGAACAAUUUAUAUGCAUAGGCAUUUCAACUCUUCCAUAAUCUUUCCCCGUGAGGUUUUAAAUGUCACAGCGGUAAAUAUCUACAGCUGGGCUUUUGAGAACCGUGAGACCUUUAUGCACUGGUUACGACCACAUGGAAGCAAGAGCCUUCUCCUCAACAAUGAACUGAAGAAAGGCCCAGCAUUAUUACUGUUUUUCCCCUUCAGCCCGUUGGCUGAGAAACAGCCACUAAUGAAGGAGAUAACUGAAGUUGCCCUUAAAUAUCACAACUGUAACAACAGCAAGAGCGUUCAGCGUGUGCUCCAAUACAUGGAAGAGACCAAUCAGGCUGACCGCAAAGAUCAGGCCACAGAUUCUUUUCCAUGUGUAGUGGAACCUGUCUUCCAGAUGAGGAAAUCUUGUUGCAAUACAAUAAUGCUUCCUCAGUGGAAUCGUAUAUCCCAAACUCUCAACAUCUGUGAGUUGUGCAUUAACCAGACAGUUGGAAUUCGACCAAGUGUGAUCCACCUUGUGCAGUGCAACUUCAUAGAGAUGGAGACAGCACUGGAUUCGUUCUACCUCAGAGAGCACACAUUUUUCCAUCCGCGAUCAAACACUGUAGAAUGUAGCAACAUUUUGAGCUAUUACAGUCCUUUCAACUACUACACUGUUUGCUGCAGGACAUUUAACAGUUUGUUUAAAUCUGAUCAAGUUACCCCUUCAGAACUGUUUUUCAGUGAAGAGCAGAAGAAUGGGGUGAUGACCCACAGCUUUCCUCAUGUUGAGGACAGAGUAUCGACUCUUCUAGAACUGCAUCACAGUCAAAGCCACAUUACAGGACUUAGCUGUAAUACCAAUAAAACUCUGAACAUUUACUUGAUGGAUUCAAAUUUGCACUGGAGAUUUGCCACUAGAUUAGGAGCCAAUGAGUCUGCGCAAGUGCAAGAAUUUGCUACAAUUAUUGAUCUGUUGGAUGAAGUUCAUUAUGUCCUUGACCAAAGGCAGAUUCUUGAUAAAUCUUCUAUUGAAAACAUUAUAAAGAAUUAUAGUAGGACAUACAGUCCAUUAAGUCGGCAUCUUAUUGCUGGAACAAAAUCUCAAGCUCAGGAAAAAUAUUUAAUUGCUGAAGUCACGACCCAGACUUUUGACAACAUAGUUCUGGAUGCUGAAAAGAAUGUUUUGUUACUCUACUACACUCAAUGGUGUGGAUUUUGCACUGCUCUCAAUCAUGUGUUCAUUCAGGUUGCCCGUCUAUUCCAUGCUAAUGAUGGAAUUAUAAUAGCCAGAAUCAAUGUUGCCAAAAAUGAUCUUCCUUGGGAGUAUAUGGUUGACCAACUUCCAACUGUUCUGUUUUUCCCCAGUAAGAGGAAAGACUUGAGUGUGAAGUACCCUGAAGCUCUGCCAUUUACUGUUCCUAAUCUAGUGAGGUUCAUUCUCUCUCAUUCUACCCAGUUAGUUCAUCAAGACCCAUUCCAGUCUUGUAAUCCAGACUGUAUCCAAAAAGCAGCAGAAUUACAGAAAGACCGAAUUAGCCAACUGGAGAAAGAGCUGCAGAGACUCCGUGCAGAGAUGCAGGUGUUGCAUCAAGCUGAAAAGCAACUGGCUUUGCAGCUCUCAGCGACCAGGCACGAGGAGCACCAAUUGAAGCUCCAUAAUCGAGCUCUGGAGGAGAAAAACGAAAAGCUGAAAAGUCAUAAUGAGAAACUACAAGAUUUGUAUAACCUGAGAAAUGUAGAGCUAGCCAAAACAGCAGAGAAACUGAGUGAAAUUACAGCAGUGUCUGAGAAACUCCUCAAAGAAAACACCUUGCUUAAGACAUAUAUGGCCUCAAUUGAAGAACUGCUGGAGGAAAACACUUAUCCCUCCUCAACUCCAGUUCGUGCUGAAGAGGAAUCUCUGUUAACUUCCCGUUCAGAAAAUAAUGCUGAAACCGAAUCUUUUUCUUGUCAUGAUACUCCUACAUUGUGAAAAGAGAUAAUCAUGAAACUGCAGAUGCAAGGCAUUCUGCUGCUGACCUUUUAAAAACAAAAUUGCCCCAGGAAUAUAAACUAUUCUACAUCAGGUUGGCGGAGAUCUCAUGUGAAGUUCGAAAUGUCAGUAAAAGUUUCUUUCUACAGAA